AUUAGGGGAAUGCCGGAUGGAAUGCUGCGUUAAAUCUCUCGUUCUUGGCGCUCCUGCGGCCGCGUGCACGCAUCGAUCGGCGAAAUCCAGGCCCACGAUCGGAAGGAGCCGCAUUCUCUGUGGAUCGCGAGGAGCUGGAAUUUCUCCGCGAAUGGUGAGUAUCGCUGCUACAAUGAGCAGCCCUUCCUGGGUGGAUGAAUCCGCUGCUCCUGCUCUUGGCGAGAAUCGGUGUCAGGCAGGGGAGAGCUUGAUGGCGUAUCUGGGAUCGAGCAGCGGCCUGGACGAGAAUCUGGCCAUUGUGAUACUCCAUCUCCAGGGGGCUGUCAAGGAAAUCGCCGCGCUCCUGGCUUCUCCAGAGGCCAUUCUUUCCAGUGAUUCUACUUCUUUCUCUUCUUCUCCCUCGGUAGCUCCUUCGUCCGGAAGAGACGCUCCCAAGCCACUCGACAUAAUCUCGAACGAGCUCCUCAAGAAAUCUCUCGAGAGCUCCCGAAAGGUGGCAGUGGUGGCGUCCGAGGAAGAGGAUUUGCCGGUGUGGAUCAACGACCAUGGCCCGUUCGUGGCGGUGUUUGAUCCUUUGGACGGCUCCAGGAACAUCGAUGCCUCCAUUCCAACUGGAACCAUCUUUGGGAUCUACAGGCGCCUGGAAGAGGCUGAUAAGUUGCCAGUGGAAGAAAAGGCACAGCUUAACGUCCUCCAGUGUGGCUCGAGGCUUGUAGCGUCGGGAUACGCUCUCUACUCGUCGGCAACCAUUUUGUGCUUGACGGUCGGCCAGGGAACUCAGAUCUUCAUGCUGGACAGAUCUUGCGGAGAAUUCAAGCUUGUCAAGCCCGACGUUAAAGUUCCCGAGAGAGGACAAAUCUAUUCCGUGAACGAUGCAAGGUAUUUCGAUUGGCCUCAAGGACUCCGACGCUACAUUGAUGAUAUUAGAAGAGGCAAAGGCCAGUUUCCAAAGAAGUACUCGGCAAGGUAUGUAUGCUCACUGGUAGCAGACGUCCAUAGGACAAUUCUCUACGGUGGUAUUGCUAUGAAUCCUCGCAGCCAUUUGAGACUAGUGUAUGAAGGGAAUCCAUUGGGUUUUUUGGUGGAAGAUGCUGGUGGUAAAGCAUGCGAUGGAAAGAGAAGAAUUUUAGACAUCCAGCCAGUUGAACUUCACCAGCGAUUGCCUCUUUUCCUAGGAAGUAGUGAAGAUGUGCUGGAGCUAGAAACCUACGGAGAUGUACAACAAGUUGUGAAUCCUGGCUAUGAAGUUUAAUAUAUCCUGGCUAUGUUCAUAUAUUCAUUCUGCCA
This is a messenger RNA of Selaginella moellendorffii, 1287 nucleotides long. Its product is annotated as fructose-1,6-bisphosphatase isozyme 2. NCBI's taxonomy places the organism in Eukaryota, Viridiplantae, Streptophyta, Lycopodiopsida, Selaginellales, Selaginellaceae. Gene Ontology annotation, biological process: fructose 6-phosphate metabolic process; gluconeogenesis; sucrose biosynthetic process. The transcript is spliced from 3 exons. Gene Ontology annotation, molecular function: fructose 1,6-bisphosphate 1-phosphatase activity. Bases 17 to 1252 code for a protein of 411 amino acids. The record is from RefSeq and is a predicted model, not a curated record. Gene Ontology annotation, cellular component: cytoplasm; cytosol.